GAAUGAGGUGAGCUCAGAAGCCCGUCAGACAGACGGAUACAAAGUAGCACAAGCUGUUCACAAACAUCGGGGAUACUGGAGUACCGACGGCAGGCUGCGGCCCGGGGAGGGGGGGAGGACGAAGGCAACUGUGACCCUAGAACCUUAACUUCCACCCGCAAAGAAUUUACCAAGAAAGAAAAUAUCGUUUUUAUGUGAUUUCUGCACCGCCGCGCGCUUUAGAGAAGUGAACUGGAGAGAGCUCUUCGAUACGUUUUUCUCCUACAUUUCCAGAUUUAAAUGUUCAACUUCAUGGGUCUAAUAAACGGUACAGCGGCCAUCCAGACCAAUGUAUCCUGUACAUGUAACUGCAAACGCUCGACUUCAUUCCAAAGCAUGGAGAUCACCCAGUUGGAGUUUGUGCAGAUCCUGGUGAUCGUGGUGGUGAUGAUGGUGAUGGUGGUGGUGAUCACCUGCCUGCUCAACCACUACCGCCUGUCAGCACGCUCCUUCAUCUCCAGGCACAGCCAGGCUCGCAGGCGCCACCUACCACUGGCCUCAGAUGGGAGUCUGUGGUCCUCAGAUGGCCCAGGGUCCACCAGUGGAAUGAGCGAGCAGCAGGUGUACACCCCCCGGCCCCCGGACCGCGGCCCCUCCUACCUGCAGAGGGAGCGUCUGGCCCGCUUCCAGCCCACCUACCCCUACCUGCCCCAUGCCAUCAUUGACCUGCCGCCCACCAUAUCGCUGUCGGACGGCGAGGAGCCCCCGCCCUACCAGGGCCCCUGCACCCUGCAGCUUCGCGACCCCGAGCAGCAGCUGGAGCUUAACAGGGAGUCGGUGCGCGCGCCCCCCAACCGCACUGUCUACGACAGCCACCUCCUCGAUACCUCCCUGUGCCCGCCGCCCAGCCUCAAUGCAGGAGUCAGUGCUACCACUGUAGCCACAUCCGCACAGGCCUACUCCAGCCGAGUGGAAGGGGCGCCGCCGACUUAUAGUGAGGUUAUAGGGCACUACUACCACCCCUCUUCCCUGCCCAGGCACCACCACCAGACUUCUAGUGGCAGUGGGGGCAUGGGGGGCGGAUGCGGGUUAGGAAGCCCGGGUCCCUCGCUGCUCCACGGGAUACUCCAGCAGGYCCACCUGGGCAGCUUGGAGAGCAGGAACGCACGCAACAAAAAGGAGAAGCAGAAGCCUCGGCAAGUGUGACGGCAGUGUUGGUGUCGGCUGUUUAUUUCUUUCUCUGCGCACUUCAGCUGAACUGUUGGUGUCAGGCAGGGUUGGGGAGGGGAGGUCGACAUGGGGUGGCAGGGGGAGGCAGACGUAAAAAAAAGAAAUGCCUCCCCUCUGAACUUUACCCCCCCGGUCACCGUCUUAACUGACAACCGUCGCCCCUGACUUACUUUGUAUAAAUAUUUACUUGUUCUUUGUUGUCUCUGUGCUUACAGCUUUUUUUCUAUACUGACAAAUGCGAAAACAAAAAAAGAGUUACAUUUUUUAUUUUAUUUUGUAUUUAGGUUUAUUUUGUUUUUGUAUGCCUUUUGCAUCAUUUCUAGUCACUUAUCUCCUUGUAGUUUAUCCUUAGUUGCUCCGAGAGUCUUUUAGAAUGACCAGGUCUUCCUUUUUUAGAUGCAGAUGGCUCUUAGUGAGCCGCCACCUAACCCCGUCUGGCUUUGUGUACUGUCCGUGUACAGGCUUGUACAGUGCAUUGAUAGCAACCUUGUAUCAGGUUGCCAGAUUCAGGCUCUCACGGGUUGCCAGAUUGAAGCUCAUAUGUUAGCCCUAGUUAGCCUCAGCUCAUGACCCAGUUAGCCACAGUGCCAACACCCCCGUCGCUCAUCAAUCCACAUCAAAGGGUGAGUAAGUUUAGCGAUGUGGUGGUCAGCGUUGGCAUCCAUGGAAACACAUGAUUGACAGCUGACUGGGUCUAUGUGGUGGUCAGCGUUGGCAUCCAUGGAAACACAUGAUUGACAGCUGACUGGGUCUGUGUAUCAACAUGAGCACUGGAAUAGAGAGUCCUUUGAGGUCAAUUGAGUACAGUACUUUGCCCACUGUAGUGCUUUAUGGCUGUCUUGCUGUACUAUCUGGACCCAUCUGAGUUUAGUACUGUACUUUGGGUCUUGUCCAGUCGAUUUUAGUACUGUCUUUGGGUCUUUGGACAGACAAGUUCAGGAGUUCCCGUGUGCAAAUGCUCUUCAUUUUUUUUCUGGAUAUUUUUUAAAGAGAUGUUUGCACAAGAUUCAAGACUGUUUAUCUGGAGAAAAAGAAAAGAAGUCUGCAAUAUGUAUCAUAAGAGAGGAGAGUGUGGGCAGGGGUAUUUUUGUAAACAUGGAUUCUAAAGAGAAAAAUACAUUUUUGUUUUUUAUUUUUUGUCUGCUCUAGAAAUAAAAGUGAAAACGGUCAUCUGUUGGGGUGCCAACUCAAA
Molecule: messenger RNA, 2401 nt
Organism: Salvelinus sp. IW2-2015
Lineage: Eukaryota; Metazoa; Chordata; Actinopteri; Salmoniformes; Salmonidae
Gene: pmepa1
Product: prostate transmembrane protein, androgen induced 1
Biological process (GO): negative regulation of transforming growth factor beta receptor signaling pathway
Cellular component (GO): Golgi membrane; early endosome membrane
Molecular function (GO): R-SMAD binding
Source: RefSeq, a predicted model, not a curated record